Messenger RNA from Pararge aegeria (speckled wood butterfly), 3041 nucleotides. RefSeq names its product peroxidase-like. Bases 148 to 2430 code for a protein of 760 amino acids. Gene Ontology annotation, biological process: response to oxidative stress. Lineage: Eukaryota; Metazoa; Arthropoda; Insecta; Lepidoptera; Nymphalidae. Gene Ontology annotation, molecular function: heme binding; peroxidase activity. The transcript has 12 exons. The record is from RefSeq and is a predicted model, not a curated record.
UCUUUAAUUUCCCUAUUCAAGUUACCGCCGCGAAAGAUAGAGCAUGUGAAUUUAUAUUAUUAAAAUUAAACUGUUCACUUCAUAUUCACUUCGUUAUUAACAAAAUACAUAAUACUUGUAUGUUUGUGAGAAAUAGGUUUAAAAAUUAUGAAUGCAAAAAGGUCAAGUAGAAAUAUACUGUCGAUUUCAGUGUUGUUGUAUUUAUUCUGUUCGUCAGUGAGUGCCUGCUUCAGUUCCGGUUGGGAAACUCUAUUCGAAGAUUUACUCUCCGAUUUGUGCCCAAUUUUCUCCAGUACAACAUCAACCAUUAAUGACCUUUUCCUCUCUUCAGAAGAAGAAGACUCACCGAUCACGAAGGAGCUGGUCUCCGAGAGCUUCCGCUGCGGGCGUGAGCUGGCGCGCGAGGCCCGGCAGCGCGCCAGCAAGCUAGUUCGCAGCGGCGUCAGUUUGGAGGCGUGCUCGCCCGCCAUGCUGCACUUCUUCUCCUCCAAGCUGGCGGGCGACACGAAGAAGGCCUCCGAGCUGUCCAAUGAACUGCUCUCUGCUACUAAAAUUCUGCAAAUGAAGGUGUGCUCGACCUCCGACGUCACUCCAAACACCUUCCUCUCGUUUUUGGAGAACAACCCGGUGCAGCCGCGCGACUUGUCCUGCAAGCCUACCAAGGUGUGCUGCGUUGGAAGCAGCAAGUAUCGCAGCAUCGACGGUGCGUGCAACAAUCCGCAGCACCCCGCGUGGGGACGCCGCGGAGCACCCUUCACCAGGAUCACCGCACCCAGAUAUGCUGAUGGUAUAUACGCAAUGCCCGUGGCCCGAAGCGGGCGGCCGCUUCCCAACCCCCGCGUGCUGUCAGCGCGGGUGUUCGCCGACAACCCGCGGGCAGGAUCGAGCCGCUUGCUAAGCGCACUUAACAUGCAGUGGGGACAGUUCAUCACGCACGACCUGGUGUUCCAGGUCAUGGAGGCCACUGACGAGGGCGGCAUACAGUGCUGCCUCGGCGACGGGCGCGAUGUGCUGCCGCAGUCGAUGCUCAACGACAAGUGCAUCCCCAUCUGCGUGGCCGAGGAUGACCCAUUUUACAGGCAGCACGGCGUCCGCUGCCUGAACUUCGUCAGGAGUGUCACCGCGCCAAGAGAGGACUGCAGCCUGGGGCACGCGGAGCAGAUGAAUACAGUAACUAGUUUUCUUGAUGGAUCACCACUCUAUAGCUCUGACCCAAAACUCGCUGCCAAACUUCGAACUAAAUGUGGUGGAAGAUUGAAAGAGGAAACCAGAAAAAACUGCAAAGGAGGCUUCCUGCCGUCAGUAGAUGAUAAAUCAGCUGUUUGUGAUUUGAGAAAUUCUUCGGAACCUUGUUAUUUAGCCGGCGAUAACAGAAUCAACCAAACUCCAAUGCUGGCCGCGCUCCACACGCUGCUGCUGCGGGAACACAACCGGGUGGCGGACAUCCUCUCCGGCCUCAACCCGCUGUGGAGCGACGAGAAACUGUACCAGGAGGCCAGAAAGAUUGUCAUCGCGGAGAUACAGCAUAUCACUUACCAGGAAUGGCUGCCUUUGAAUUUUGGAGAAAGCUACCUCCGCUACUACCGAAUCUCCCCGACUUCGCUGUACAGUCGAGACUACAACGAGGACGUGAACCCGGGGGUCAUAAACAGCUUCGGCGCGGCCGCCUUUCGCUUCCUGCACACGCUGGUGCCCGACACCAUCAUGAUGUGUCCCGCGAGCGGCCAGGCGGCCUACUUGCACAAACUGAGCGACCAUUACUUCAACCCCGGCCUCAUGGAAGCCUCUCCGGACUCGUUCGACGAGAUCAUCCGCGGCGCGAUCGCGCACCGCUCGGGCGAGGCGGACCCGCACUGCUCGGCCGAGAUCACCACGCUGCUGUUCAAGUCGCACAACCCGUGGGGCCUGGACCUUGUGGCCAUGGACAUCCAGAGGGGACGCGACCACGGCAUUGCCUCGUACAACGAUUACAGGGAAAUCUGUGGUUUGCAAAGAGCAAGAACUUUCCAAGACUUAGCUAAUGAAAUAUCUCAAGAUCGCAUAAACGCGCUGGCGGCGCUGUACGAGUCGGUGGACGACAUCGACCUGUUCGUGGGCGGCGCGCUGGAGCACGCGGCGCCGGGCUCCGUGCUGGGCCACACGUUCCAGUGCGUGGUGGCGGAGCAGUUCUAUCGCACGCGCGUCGGCGACCGGUUCUUCUACGACAACAGCGAGAUGCCGCAUUCCUUCACCCCUGAGCAGCUGAAGGAGCUGAAGAAGGCGUCCAUGGCGCGGCUGGUCUGCGACAACUCGCGCGUGCGGCGCGUGCAGCGCCGGGCCUUCGAGGUGGAGAGCGCGCACAACCCCAAGAGCGCGUGCGACGACUACAGCGCCAUCCCUUGCGUCGACCUCACCGCGUGGAAGCGGCCCAAGUUCGAGCUGUACGACUGAGCGUAGAGCGUGACAGAGCUCGUCCGUGGAAACUACCGCUAUGCUAAAUUCAACCGCAAAGGAGCAUAGUUGCACUGUUGUUUUCCGGUCUGAAGGGCGUGGUUGCUGGUGUAACUAGACACAUGAACUCAGAAUGAUGAACACAGGGUGUUCCAUCACACCGGCAACCACGCCCUUCAGUGCGUUAACACUUAACGAUGUAUGUACCCGCCGAGCUCGGCUACAAAAAGCUCUACUUUUACUAAAAGUACUGUUACCUCGACACUUGCAAUACUCAAUUAUAAAGCGCGUGCUUCAACGCGCCAGAGUAAGUAGAAAAUACCUGAUAACUACUGGCCUAGCCUAGCCUAGCUACUAUAUAAGUAUAGCGAAUAAGCAGGAAAUGAAAAAAUCCAAAUACUUGAAGUAGCACUCUUUUAAACUGUUUCAGCUCGAGAUCGGUACAGCUAAGUAAAGAUUUUUUGAGACGAUGUAAAACUUAGGGGUUAAAGCCGUACAACGUAAUGAGCCAUUAUUUAGGUAUAAUAAUAAUAGGCACUUAAUAACUUUAUUGAUAGAGUAAUUUAUUGCUUAGCUUGUAAAUAACAAUAAAAUGUAUACGUUUCACGUGU